AUGGCCUCAAUCGCAGAAACUAUCAGAAAAUAUGAGGAGCGUCUCUGGCAAGUUAACCAAGAGAUCCAUUCCCAUCCAGAGCUUGCCUUCGAAGAGGUUCACGCCCAUGACACUCUGUGUGACCUGCUCGAGUCGCUUGGAUACAACGUCACGCGUCAUGCGUAUGGACUCAAGACCUCAUUUGAAGCCGAGGUCGGGACCGGUGGAGGUCUGAUUGUCUAUAAUGCUGAGUUCGAUGCCUUGCCCGAAAUCGGUCAUGCCUGUGGGCACAAUUUGAUCGCCACCUCGUCCCUUGCAGCUUUCCUGGCCACUGCAGAGGCCAUCAAGGCCAGUCCGAUUGAGGGCCGUGUACGCCUGCUCGGCACUCCCGCAGAAGAGGGCGGCGGCGGUAAGAUUGAACUUAUCAAGGCUGGUGCUUAUAAGGGGGUUGACGCUUGUCUCAUGGGUCAUCCUGGCCCUGGGACGGGAAAAGAUGGAGUAGCUGCUGUUCGCUGUAUGGCUCGUCGCGGAGCUACUGUGACUUUUCGUGGUGUUAGUGCUCAUGCUGGCAAUGCCCCUUGGCUAGGCCACAACGCAUUGGAUGCCGCGGUAGCUGCCUAUAGCAACAUCGCCAUGCUUCGACAACAAGUUGCGCCUAAUCAGCGUAUGCACGCCAUCAUUUCCAAGGGGGGUGACAAGCCCAAUGUGAUUCCGCAUCUCACAGAGCUCCAAUUUUUCGCCCGCGCGGAGACGGAUGCAGAGUUGCAAGAAACUGCCAAGAGGGUGACUGCCUGCUGUGAAGGGGCGGCCACAGCCGCGGGAUGCACCGUUGAGUUUGACUGGCUUGAAAGCUACAAAGAAUUGCAAUGCAACGAUAUUCUCAUUGACACCUUCUAUAAACAUUCUCAGGAGCAAAAGCAGGACUACAUGAAAUCAUUGCCUGCAGUCAGUGGUGCGUCAACGGAUCAAGGCAAUGUCAGUUAUGAGCUCCCAAGCCUCCAUCCCGGGUUCCUCGUUGAGGUGGAAUCGCCGAAGAUCGGACCCCACCAUCCUGGAUUUGAGAAGGCAGCAGGAACACGACAGGCAUUUGAAUCAUCGUUGAAGUUUGCUUCGGUCAUGGCUGCGACAGGUCUGGAGGUAUUGCAGGAUGAGAAACUUCGGAAUCGAUUAUGGGAAGAGCACAGAGAGACAUUUGGCAAGGCUGAAUAG
Messenger RNA from Aspergillus pseudotamarii, 1188 nucleotides. RefSeq names its product M20 family metallopeptidase. Lineage: Eukaryota; Fungi; Ascomycota; Eurotiomycetes; Eurotiales; Aspergillaceae. The transcript is spliced from 4 exons. Gene Ontology annotation, molecular function: dipeptidase activity. The record is from RefSeq and is a predicted model, not a curated record. The coding region runs from base 1 to 1188 and encodes 395 amino acids.